AUGCUAGAUGAUGUCUUUGCUGCAGAGCCGACACCUCCGUCACAUUCAGCGAAUGGACUGGAGGAAACCGCAAAGGCCUUCCUGGAUAUCUUGGCCUCGUCAAGGAAACCUCUUUAUGAGGGUGCCAAGCUCUCUAUGCUGGAUGCCAUGUCGCAACUGAUGGCAGUCAAGGCCGAGUAUGGCUGUAGCCGAGGUUUCGAAGCAUUUUUGGGAGUAUGGGCUAACAGCCUCCCUGAGGGCCAUGAACUGCCGAAAACCAUGUACGCUAUGAAGAAAAUCAUGAAGACACUCUCCAUGGAUUAUGAGAAAAUGCAUGGUCAGAAGCAGCAACUAAAAAUCCCUGUGAAGGUUUUCCGGUAUCUUGAUUUUAUAAAAAGACUAGGGAAAAGGUACAAUCCAAAUAAAAUUGUACAUCCAUCAGAAGGUGAAGCAUGGAAGUCAUUCGAGAUAGAAUACCCGGAGGAAGCAACCGAGGCUGGGAAUGCCAGAAUUGCUAUAUCAGGUGAUGGGUUCAAUCCAUAUGGUAUGUCGUCUAAUCCAUACAGCCGCUGGCCCGUGUUUGUUAUUCCGCUCAAUCUCCCUCCCAGCGCCAUAAUGCAAUGCAAGACCAUGUUCUUGUCGCUUAUAAUUCCAGGGCCUGAAUAUUCGGGGAAGAAUUUGAGUGUGUUUAUGCAGCCAUUGGUGGAUGAUUUGCACCAUUCUUGGUACUUCCCGAGGUUGACAUACGACCGGCAUCUGCAGAAAAAUUUCUUGAUGAAAGUUUGGCUACAGUAUUACAUGCAUGACUUUCCCGGCUAUGCCCUAUUCUGCGGAUGGUGUACAAGUGGGAAGAUGCCUUGCCCAGUGUGCGUGCGGGCCUUGCGUUUCAUUUGGCUGAAGAAGGGUGGCAAGUAUGUUGCCUUUGACCUGCAUCGACAGUUCCUCCCUCGAGACCAUCCAGACGGGGACGGCAAGAAGAACUUCACAAAAGGCCUAGUCGUCCAUGAAGUAAACGAGAUUCCAACCUUUUCGGGUGCGGAUGUGCUUGCUCAGCUGAAAGCUCGUAAGCCUGCUGGCGAAGGGAAAGGAAAAGGCAAAGGCAAAGCCACAGGCGAAGACGAGGGCGAGGGCGAGGGCAAAGGAAAAGGCAAAGGGGAAAAAUGUUUUGAAGGAUAUGGUGAGACGCACAACUGGACUCACAUUACCCCCUUCACGCAGCUUCCCUAUUUCAAGGACGUCAAACUUCCAUACAACAUCGAUGUGAUGCACACUUAA
Molecule: messenger RNA, 1254 nt
Organism: Aegilops tauschii subsp. strangulata
Lineage: Eukaryota; Viridiplantae; Streptophyta; Magnoliopsida; Poales; Poaceae
Source: RefSeq, a predicted model, not a curated record